AUGUUGCUCUUGUUCAUUUUCGUUCUUCUAGUUAAUUGGAUCUACUCUAAUACAAAUCCUAACAUUGAUUCUUAUUAUUCUAAACAUAAUAUUCCGAUAAAACGUUAUAAUGUGAAUGAUACUACUCCUGAAAAAUCAUUUUUACAAUCUCAACUAAAUCAAUCUGCAUUCUAUUUAUUACGUUCAUUUCCAACGAUAUCAACAUUUUCAAAUCGUCCAUAUCAUGUGAAACCAUGUGAAGAUCCAUUAUUAACAUUACCAUUUUUACAAGGGACUACUCUAGAAUCGAUGACUCAUUCUGAAUGUAAAUAUACGGAUUCAGAAGAUUUAUUACAAUGUAAAUUAGGUAUCUACAGUAAAUUGAAUGUAGAAAAAUACUCAUCGAAUGCUAAAGUAAUGGUAUUAUGGAUACAAGAAUAUAAACAAAAUAUGACAUUUAAUCGUGUUCUCGAUUUAUGUUUUUUAAAUGAAUUGAAAGAGCUAAAAGAAUUUGCUCUAUGUUUUUACAAACCACCUAUUGCACAAAGUUUUUCACAAAAAGAUAGAUAUAUUCUAGAUAUACCAGCAUUAGCAACCGUACUACCGAAAAUAAAAACAUUACUUAUUUCAGAUGUUUCAAUAUGGCAGUCAAUUGAAAUACGUCAAUUUGAAUAUUUGGAAAAUUUGAUUAUAUCUAGCCGUGGUGCAAUGACAUAUCAACAUUCUCCUUAUUGUGCUGAUUGUGAAAAUUUUCAUCCUCAAGCAUUUACAUCAUUUCAUUAUUUAAAACACAUGUCUAAAUUAAAAUAUUAUCUUUACCAAUCAUUGGCAUCCGUAGAUAAUUGUCAACUUGAUCUACUUCGACUACUUUACAAUAGAGAUUUUCAACGUUUGAAAGGAUUUCCACAAACUAUUGAAACUCUGGUCAUUUAUGAAUACAAUUUUAAACCUACGGAUCCUCUAUGUUCUGUUGGAAAUCAAUGUAAAAGUCGUUUUUGUCCGUUGUUAUCGAGAUGUGAAGAGUUACCGACGUACACAUGUUUUUGUUUAACGGAUUUAAAAAAAGAUACAUACGAAAAAUGUGCCGAAUUUGAAACACCCAAACCCAUUUAUUCACAACGAUGUAAACAACAAUCAACAUGGUUUAAAGAAGUGAAAUAUUUUUUAUGGAAACCAGUAAUUUGUGUUGUGGUGUAUGUAGGUGCGUCGCUACUAGUACUAAUUGGUACAACGAUAUGGGUAUAUUUUGUGUCAUCCAACAGAUGA
Messenger RNA from Didymodactylos carnosus, 1245 nucleotides. The record is from the annotation of a GenBank genome assembly. NCBI's taxonomy places the organism in Eukaryota, Metazoa, Rotifera, Eurotatoria, Philodinida, Philodinidae.